AUGUUCGCUAAUAAGAAGCACUUGAUCAGUGCCAUCAUUGGGGCACUGGUCGCACUCUCCAUCAUUGCCCUUGUUCUCAGCCUGGUGAACAUUGAAGAUGUCACCCUGCCACCCACUGUCAAGUAUGGGAUAGUGUUUGAUGCAGGCUCAUCCCACACCUCUCUGUUUGUCUAUGAGUGGGAUUCGGACAAGGAGAAUGACACCGGUGUGAUCAGCCAGACCUUGUCCUGUGAUGUCCACGGACAAGGUAUAUCAAGCUAUGCCAGUGAUCCCCUGAAAGCUGGUGAUUCCAUAAGGGAGUGUCUGGAUAAAGCCCUGAAGGUUGUUACUGCUGAAAACCAGACAGCUUUGACAAGUUAAUGUAGCAGGGUGCAGCUGGGUGUGUGUCCUGACCUUUGGGUCCUUCCUAGGGAACAGAACAGUGCAGCAGCAGAGCAAGUCCUGGCUGAAGUUGCUAAAACUAUGCAAGAGUACCCAGUGGCUUUCAAAGGGGCUCAAAUCCUUACAGGAGAGGAGGAGGGGGCUUAUGGCUGGAUCACCAUCAACUACCUGCUGGGUUCCUUCACUAAGUAUUCGCCCAAAGCACACACAUGGAUUCGUCCAGAGGCAGCCAGCAUUUUUGGAGCACUGGAUCUUGGAGGAGCAUCCACCCAAAUCAGCUUUGUGCCCGAAGGUUCAGUGGUGAACUGGAAGGAAGGCUCCAAGUUCACACUGUAUGGGUAUGACUACAACAUCUACACACACAGCUACCUCUGCUAUGGCCAGAAUGAGAUGCUGAAGCGACUGGCAAAGGAAUUGAUUGCGGAGUCGGCCCCCAGCACGCGUGUCCAUCACCCCUGCUAUCCAAAAGACUACAAUGAAACCGUGUCGCUAUCUUCCUUCCGCACCAGCCCCUGCACGAACCAGAGCGACCCGCGCCUGGGCUUCAGCGACAGGACCGUCACCCUGGAGGGUAGGGGCAAUGCCAGCAGGUGCCUGGCUGCCAUCAAGAAGCUUUUCAAUUUCUCCGCGUGUGGCCAGAGCCAGGACUGCACCUUCGAUGGCAUCUACCAGCCGCCGGUCAGAGGGCAGUUCAUUGCCUUCUCUGCCUUCUACUAUAACUUCAAGUUCCUCAACCUGACCGAGGGGCAGCUGCUGGCCACUGUCAGGGAGACCAUUGAACAUUUCUGCACGAGAAGCUGGGAAGAUCUCUCUGCUAGCUACCCUGAAGAGAACUCUCAGCGCCUGCCUAAAUACUGCGCCAACGCCAACUACAUCCUCACCCUCCUCCUCGAUGCCUACAAGUUCAAUGAGACCAGCUGGAACAACAUCAUCUUCCAGAUGAAGGCGGGGAGUGCCGACGUGGGCUGGACACUGGGGUACCUGCUCAACCUCACCAACAUGAUUCCAGCGGAAACUCCGGCGCAGGUGAAGGGACAUGUUCCUUCCCUGUGGGCUGCGGCCAUCACCUUCAUCAUCCUCACCCUUGCCUUGGGGCUCACUGCCCUGCUCCUGCUCCUGUGGGUGUAG
Molecule: messenger RNA, 1509 nt
Organism: Nestor notabilis (Kea)
Lineage: Eukaryota; Metazoa; Chordata; Aves; Psittaciformes; Psittacidae
Gene: ENTPD8
Product: ectonucleoside triphosphate diphosphohydrolase 8
Exons: 9
Biological process (GO): nucleoside diphosphate catabolic process
Cellular component (GO): plasma membrane
Molecular function (GO): GDP phosphatase activity; UDP phosphatase activity
Source: RefSeq, a predicted model, not a curated record